UGCAGGGAGAGUUAACUGCCUCCAGGUAAAGUGAUGAAGAUGGUGAUUAAAAGUGGUAUCCUUUGUUUACCUGUAUUCUGGCAGCCCAGGUAAACUGGUUCUGAUUGCAAUCAAGAAUGUCAACUGAAGUUUGCCACAGAUGCCAAGGAGGUGGUGUUUGUCACAUAGGGGGUGGUGACACUAACUGGAUAACUGAGGAUGGUGACACUAUCUGGGUAACCAGCAGCACAUGGCAUUUUUUUUAUUUUAGUGCACCAUAUACAGAAACAAAUAAGGGUUUGUCACUGCUGUGUACCCAUCUGCUGAAGAUGAUGUGAUAACCUCUCCCUAUAACAGUGUACUAGCCAUGAGAGAACUGACGGAGAAUGCUGACUGUGUAUUACCAGUGGAGAACCAGGCUCUGGUAGAUAUUGUCAACAAGAUCAGCCAAGCUCUGCCGCCAUCAAACCUGGGCAAGAAAACAUUGGGGAUAUCAGGCAAUGUGAAGGCAGCCAGCAGUAUAGCCUCUAGUCAUGGCAGUAUAGUGAAGGGACCGGAUGAACAGCCAUUUGAUACCAUGAAUAAUAUUGUGGCAAAUUUGUUGCUGAAUUUAACCAGCUCGGCCAGAUUUGAAGGUUCCCUGAACGUGGAUUUAAACGAGAUUACAAUGAACCUGGUCCCAUUUCCAAAGUUACACUACCUAAUCUCCAGUCAGACCCCUCUGUAUGCCUCAGCUGAUAUGAAGAUACCCCCAAGAAGAUUAGACCAGAUGUUUAGUGAUGCAUUUUCCAAGGACCACCAGCUCAUCAAAGCUGACCCUAAACAUGGUCUGUAUCUGGCCUGUGCCCUAAUGGUACGGGGGAGUGUAGAGGUGUCAGAUAUCAGGAGGAAUAUAGAGAGACUGAAGCCGUCCUUGAAGUUUAUCUACUGGAACCAGGAAGGUUGGAAGACUGGCCUGUGUUCCGUCCCUCCUGUUGGUCAGCCCCACACCCUACUGACCCUAGCUAACAAUACCUGUAUCAGACACACCUUUUCUGACCUCAGGGACAGGUUCAGCAAGCUGUAUAAGAGAAAGGCUCACAUUCACCACUACACACACGUGGACGGGAUGGAAGUCAGCGACUUCGCCGAGAGUCUGGAGUCCAUAACCUCUGUGAUACAAGAAUACGAGACUUUAGACUCACAAAAAGACAUUGUGCCCGAAUUAUUACCCAGACUACAAGUUGUAUGAAACUUACAGAAUCUUAAUAAUAUAAACCAGAUUGCAGCAAGUUGGAGAGUUUGACUGGAAAAGUUUAAUCUGAGCGUAUGACUGCGUGUGUGUGCACGCAUAUGUGUUGAGGGCCUGGAGCGCGGAGGGGGUGGGGCUGGGGCAUAUUGUGUUGGGGGUGGUCGGCCCAUGCCCUAGUAAUAAUCCACUUUACCAAAAUAACACAACAGAGCUGGGCCUCUGGGGACGUGUAUUUUGACAGCGCCCCUUGCAGAGUUGAAGGUAGCUCCUACUGGGAGAGUGUAUUAGGUUUCUCGUCUUUAUUAUGAGAAAAGAUAGUGUUUGAUAGAGAUGUAGGUGUCUCGCCUACGUAGUAUGAGAUUUAUAAGUAACUGGGGUCUUGAUGGGUACGAUACAUAGAAACAUUGAUAUAUGGAAAAAGUUUGCCGCAAUCUUCUACAAAUCAAUAAAGAAAGGUACAUGUAUUGUUCAACAUACGAGCGUAUCUGUUUUCCUGUUCUUCACUGGACCGAUUACAGUGUCCUGGUAAAACUUUAACUAACAGGUGCUUUUACCCAGGUUAAUUGUGACUGUGCCGUGAAUGACAAAGUCUAAUUAUUAUGUAUGUUUAGCAAACAUUUCGUGUCGUUGCAACCAAGGUCUAAUUUUCAGUUUUAUUCAAGUGAUCACCUCCAGACACCUUGCAAUAGUAACGCGCUGGAACCUUCAUGGAGAGCACGUUGUUUUUCAGCAAGUAUGACAGGAAUGCGAGUCCGGGGUCACGUGCGGAUCCAGGAUUAUUUGAAGGGAAGGAGGGAGAGGGGUCCAGAACGACAGGACUCGGAUGCGAAGCCCACCAUCGCCCCUUUGACGUGGGGUUCAGGGCCUGCUCAAGGACCCCGAAAAUUUUUUGGUGUUUUGGAGGGCAAACUGUGCCCUUUGGUACGGUUUAGAACUAUGAUUUAGCUAGUC
Molecule: messenger RNA, 2161 nt
Organism: Lingula anatina
Lineage: Eukaryota; Metazoa; Brachiopoda; Lingulata; Lingulida; Lingulidae
Product: tubulin epsilon chain
Biological process (GO): microtubule-based process
Cellular component (GO): microtubule
Molecular function (GO): GTP binding
Source: RefSeq, a predicted model, not a curated record